AUGAGCGCUCUACCAGCCACUUUGUGUACCCUCACCGACCGACAAUUGCUCCGGUGCCGCGAGCAUCUUGAAACAUGGGCCACUCUUGCACCGAAGGACCGCGACGCUUUUGCUCAAACUGUCACGCGCGAAGUUUGGCUCAUGGAGAAUCCCGACUAUAACUGGACAGCCAGCGGGAGACCAGCAUUUAACGCCGACACAACGUAUUAUUGGACACGAAACCGAGUACUCCUGCUAUUGAGCGAGGAAGGCACUAAAGAUCUUCGGCAUGCUGUAGAUCACAGCGAGAGGAAGAACUGGAAGGGUGAGGACGUCUUCAACGCCGAGUGCUGCGACAUCAUCAAGGAAUCCAUCUUCGAGGAGCAUCCCGACCUGCGCGACGACCACCACGGCUGGUUCGGCCUAUACCGACACUUCAAGGCCAAGGUUUACCGCAAGCUUACAGCCGCACAGAAGGAUUUCUUUGAGAAGAGGGCGGAGGACUGGAAUAAGAGGGGGGUUAGUACUGAGCAGAAGGAGAAGAAUGCCAAAAACAACUUGACGAAAUGGUGUAAGGGUAUGACGCAUAAAGGUGUGGGCGAGUUUGGGCGGUACUUUGCGUUCAUAGUGCUGCCAGAGCCCGGCGUCGAUGGCGAACCAGAGAUAAUAGAUUUCUUUCAAGAGCUGGGUUAUGCGAAGGAACCAUUGAGGGACUGGGUGAACUGGGAUUCGCUGCUGGCGCGUUUGAAAGAGUACGUUCAUAAGGCACACACCGAGAUUCAGGGUGAGCAAGCGCAGGCACCAGAAGAGUUUGUGAGCUUGGAGACGACUCAGGCGUCGAAGAAGAAGCCCAAGGGCAGCAGCCCGUCGGGAAUACCGCUGGAAGUAGACUUGGAACGCCAAUGCAUAGUUCUGCCUGUAGAACUUUGGAAAACCAAUCCCGGUGUCAUACAUCGCCAUGAAGAAGCUCUACUGAAGGAGAUACUUCAAAAGGCAUUUGCAUUGGCGAAGAACUCCAAUACACCUACGCGCGUGCCGUGGACCGAGAUCGGGAAGGCUCCGCAAGACUUCUUUCCAGAGGAGCUGUCUCCUCCCGACCAUAUCGUCUGGAAGUUUGCCGGCGACAUGUCCGUUGCGCACCGAAUUCAGCUACUAGAGCAAUGGUUUGAGGUUGGAUGGGUGCGAGUGAAUAUGGUAAAACGCGGGAAGGCCCGCGUUCCAUCAAGGAUCGCCACCGCAGCCCCGAAUGCGUCGGGAGCGUCGGGCGCGUCGGGACCGGGAGCUCUGACAUCCGAGCUGGCAGCAAGCUGUGGACUCGUGAAUCGCUACGGCAGCCGAGGUCAUACGGUGCUAGGACGCGACCAACUCCUUCCCGACUGUGGUGACGACGACGCCCUUAACAGUUGCGUAUUUGAAGACGACAUUAUUGAUCCCGCGGAGCUGGAGAGGACCGAAGACGAGCAGCACACCCACCUGGCGCCCUGCGUAGUGCCCCACACUUCCGAAGCUCGCGCCCAGUACUGCAUGACCGCAUUACAGCUGGUCCCAGAGGGGCGGGACCGAACGCUCGCAGAAGACUGCGUACGCGGGUUAAUGACGCUUCCCUCUGCAAAGCGCGAUAGCAUCACGGAUGCUCAGAUUGUUAAGCAUGCAAGUACGCUUGUCCCCCCCGCUGCCAUUACUUGGGAUGCAACAUCGCCCUUACUGCCCGAUGCCUCUGUGGUGGGAGUGCGUUCUUGGUUAGCGCUGAAGCCGUACCUGCACAAAGGAUUCUUGGGAUGGUCACAAGGGUGGAAGGUGAUGCUUGCAAUAGUUAUGUUUCUUGUCACCGAAGCAUCCAGAGAGAUAAACCGACAUGAGCUGGCGGAGAGCGAAGCUUGGCGACUCGUCAGUGGGGAACUUUCGGGAGCGUCGGGACUGCUUGAUUUUACGUCGGGAAGGGAGGCUUUAUCGGAUGUCUUCAAUGCUUUCUUGACGGAGCUUGGGAUUCUCAAUCGCAAGGCAUGGCCUGGUGUCGCCCCUUCCUGCCGCUACCGCUUCGCGCACAGCCGAAGCGGAUACAUCACUCGGAUAUGUCAGGCCCGCGGAAUGGCCGAUCUCGUACAUCUCGUAUCAUACAUGCCGGAUCUCCCGCUCGAGGAGGACGACAAGGUUCCCGAACGCACAUUCGGCAGCUGGGAAUGGGGACGAUGCGGCUUGACAGACGAGUACCAUAAUACGCAGGGGAGGUGGGAGGAGCUGGCCGCUCAGUGGACCGACACGGACGUCUUCAUCCGGGACGGCUGUCUAAUAUCUCGGGAAGCGGCGUUGACCUGGCUUCUUCGUAUCGCACUGGCCUGGACCGACUACCUCAAGUUGGACCAGAUGGAUAGAGCACUUCUUCCUGGCCCAAUGCAGGAGAGCGUCAUGAACAUCGAACGGACCCGACAUGCCAUUGCCACGGGCAUCACGAGGCAGAUCCAGUCCCUCAAGCUAGCCUUGCAGGACACUGAGAUCCCCCUACGCCCACAUUACCGCCGAAAAGACUUCAUGCUUCCCGACCGACUACGCGAGGACGUCACCCGAGCAAUCAUGCGCCUCCGCGAAACAGACAAGCCGCAGUCAGAGUUCCAGAGGAGGAUUUGGGCGGCACAGGAGCAGGAGGCCAAUUUCCGGGCUGGUAUACUGCGCAACAUCGAGGCUGCACUUGCCCAUCGGAAGCGUCUCGCACAGGAGCAUCAAAAGCAGGGGCAAUCAGCAUCAGCUGGCCCUCGUCGGCAGGCAAGGACGAAGGUUGGACCCGUACUUCCCGUUUUGCCUCUCACACAAUCACUUCCUCGACGACCGGAUCAGAUACAGCCAUCGAGUCCUCCACCCGAAGAAGCAGCAAUCUCAACGUCAGGCUCGUCCAAAGCCCCACGCCGUUCUCGCAAGUCGAACCCGACGUCCUCAGCGCGUACCAAGACCAGUACAGUUCAAUCCCGAGGGCGGUCGGGACCUUUGAUCGGGAAGUCGCGACAGGUCGGGAAGUCAAAGCAAGUCGGGAUCAGCACCGGGACGCGUCGGGCCAGCCUAGGUAGGCCCAGAAAGGCACGUAAAUCGCGUACUCAAGAUGAAGAAGAGACGUCAGACUCGGAACUCGAGGAGUUCAACAUUCACGAAGACACGGAUGAGGAAGAUGAGCAAGACUCGCAGGAGGAAGACGUGCUACCUGAACCUCCUCGCAAGCCACGCCCCCGUCCCCGCCCCGUGGUUCCUCAGCCAGGGCGUAAGACUACGCCCGUCAACAACGACGCGUCUUUAGGUCCGGUCUCUGGCGAUACAGGAGAGCCAGAUGGCGGGCCUUCUGCCGCGGGCACGGAGAGAAGUUCAGCUUUCGAGGUUCGGACUGUCAAGAGGACCCGCUCACGCGUGGAAGUUCUCCUAGAUUCUCCCAGAAAACGUCGUAACACUAGUGCAGAUUGA
This is a messenger RNA of Peniophora sp. CBMAI 1063, 3423 nucleotides long. Lineage: Eukaryota; Fungi; Basidiomycota; Agaricomycetes; Russulales; Peniophoraceae. The record is from the annotation of a GenBank genome assembly.